UCACACUCCAACAGAAAUGAGGAUUCUUUGAAAGAGCUUCUACUCCUGCAGACUAAAGGAUCUCACCACCAGACUCCAUAUUACCUGCUUUUCCCUCAGGAAAGAUUUCAACCUGUGGGAGAAGUGUUGAAAGGGAUUACCCAGGUGUCUGUGAAGCACCAUGACUAGGUUUAAAAUCCUGUGCUGUUUGCUGCUCACGUAUCACCUCAAUGAUGGAAAGAAAAUCAAAGGACACAAAGGAGCAGUGAACACCAAGCAGAGUAUAGUCCUGGCGCUGAAAGAGUCCUACGUCACCAGCUCAAUCUUUAGGAUGUUUUUAGAAGGUGAGGACAACUGCACACUGGACCCUCUGCAGCUGCACACUCUCACCUCCUGUGGCUUCAACAGCAGUAAUCCCCUCAUCAUCAUCACUCACGGGUGGUCGAUGGAUGGUAUGAUGGAGAGCUGGGUGCACAGGUUGGCCACAGCCAUGAAGUCAAAUCUCAUGAACGUCAACGUGGUGAUUACCGACUGGCUGUCCCUGGCCCACCAGCACUACCCCAAAGCUGCACAGAGCACGCGCACAGUUGGAAAAGACAUAGCUCACCUGCUGCACUCACUUCAGGUACACUACCAGUUUCCAUUUAAAAAGGUUCAUUUGAUCGGCUACAGUCUCGGAGCUCACAUCUCUGGAUUUGCUGGGAGCAAUCUGGAGGGUUCAGAGAAGGUUGGAAGAAUUACAGGUCUGGAUCCAGCGGGGCCCCUGUUUGAAGGCAUGUCUCCCACAGACAGACUGUCUCCUGAUGACGCUGAGUUCGUGGAUGCGAUCCACACCUUCACCCAGGAACACCUGGGCCUCAGUGUGGGCAUCAAGCAAGCUGUGGCUCAUUAUGACUUCUACCCCAACGGAGGAGACUUCCAGCCAGGAUGUGACCUGCAUAACAUUUACGAGCACAUAAGCCAGUACGGGCUCCACGGUUUCGAGCAGACAGUGAAAUGUGCUCAUGAGCGGUCUGUCCAUCUCUUCAUUGACUCUCUCAUGAAUAAAGACAAGCAGAGCAUGGCCUACAGGUGCAGUGGCAAAAGUGCUUUUGAAAAGGGGGUCUGUCUGGACUGCCGGAAGAAUCGCUGCAACACGCUGGGCUACAACAUCAGGAAGGUCCGCAGUAGCACCAGCAAGAGGCUCUACCUGAACACACGCUCUCGGAUGCCUUACAAACUCUAUCAUUACCAGUUCAGGAUCACGUUUGUCAACCAGAUGGAGGGGAUCGAGCCCUCUCUCACCAUCUCCCUUACUGGAACAAAGGAGGAGAGUGGAGACCUCCCCAUCACUAUCACGGAAAAUAUUUCGGGUAAUAAGACGUACACCUUCCUGAUCACCCUGGACAAAGACUUAGGGGACCUGAUGUUGCUCAAACUGCACUGGGAGGGGUCGGCCAUGUGGAAGAACAUGUGGAACCGGGUGCAGACCAUCAUUCCCUGGGGAGGCCAGAGGGGGAAGCCUACGCUCACUGUGGGCAGGAUCAGCGUCAAAGCAGGAGACACGCAGGAAAGGACAUCUUUUUGUCCCAUGACAAACGAUGGACAGCAGGUUGAAGUGUCCCAGGACAAAGUGUUCGUGCGCUGUAAAGAAGACACACCAAAGCACCACAGAAGAAGACACCAAAACAGACACGUGGUUCCUUAACCUGGUGGGAGGAUCUCUGAUGGAUGCCAUUAAAAGUUCACAAUUAGAGAAAACACUUUAAAGUUAGGCUGUGAUAAUUGAGUAAAUAAGAAAAUAUAAUAUGCCUGGAAGAUGUGGCACUGAACAAAUAAUGGUGAUGUUUUAAAGUGGACCUAUCAUGCUAUAUUUGAAUAAUAUAGUGUAGGACCAUACCUAUAUAAGGCAUAUUUAUACUGGAUCAGUUUUUAUCAGAUCCGUUGCAGCCCCUUUUUUAGAGAUUUGGGUAUGGAGGAAAAUAGAGAGGGUUGUGUUUUCUGACACUUGGUGAGUUCCCUGGAACACCAGGGACACAUAUUCAUGUAUAACAGACGUACAAAAGUGCAUUUUGCAUGAUAGGUCCCCUUUAAAGAAGAAUUCUGGGAAAGUUUUGCUAGGUGUGUUUAAAAUAUAACAUGUUUAUGUGACUAAAUUAUUAAGUAUUGCAUAAUGUAGUUUUAAGAACAAUAUUUACAUGGAGAACUUUCAGGGAGUUGAAAGUUCAAUUAUUAACCAGACCGUGGACACUGAGUCGUUCAAUGACCUUUUGAUGACGGAGAACGUAAAUGUAUGCUUGUGUGUCAUAUGUAAAAUGACUCAUUAACUAAAACAAUAGUCUUGCCCAAAAAGUCAUAUAAAUACAUUUGUUUUUUCAAACUCAAACCAGAGCAAUAAAUACAAGAGCCUUUUUUUCUAUUC
Trematomus bernacchii (emerald rockcod) is the source of this 2380-nucleotide messenger RNA. RefSeq names its product lipase, hepatic a (gene lipca). Lineage: Eukaryota; Metazoa; Chordata; Actinopteri; Perciformes; Nototheniidae. The record is from RefSeq and is a predicted model, not a curated record. Bases 161 to 1666 code for a protein of 501 amino acids. Gene Ontology annotation, biological process: lipid metabolic process. The transcript is spliced from 9 exons. Gene Ontology annotation, molecular function: apolipoprotein binding; triacylglycerol lipase activity.